ACUCCAAAGCGUGCCACUCUGCUCUCAUUACUACUCUCUUUUCUCUUUCUUUUUCUCUAGACAAGGAAUCAAUUACCCUGUUCACGUUUUCCUCUCUCAUUUCUAACAACCACAAAACCCUUCAAACCAAGUAAAUCAUCUUUCUACAUACCCUCUUCUUCUUCUUCAAUCAUAACUUAACUCUACUCUUGUCAUCAUUUUAGACUCCUUCCAUGGCAGCUUUUCAACCUUCUUCUAAUUCUCACCCCUAAACCCUCUACCCCACCACACUUUAUUUCCUGUUUCUCACUCUCCCACCUCAUCAUUCCCUUUCACUCGUGCUGCUCCAAUUUAUUCCCACACCAAACAUGUACAGGUUGGAGAAAGCGCGGAGAGAACAACAAACCUUCCUCCUAAACGACGCUAAAAACCCCUCCUUCUCUUCCACCCUCCUCGACAAGAUUUACCGUUCCAUCGACGAAGGAGAGAGAAAGAGCGGCGAAAUGAAGUUCUACACAGAAACAACGGGGAAGAAACAGAGCAGAGCCAUUGAAGCAGAAGAGUUAAUGGUGCUCGAGAAAUGGAUGGACAGAAAGGGAAUAGAAAAAAGUGAAAUUCAAAGGGGACAGUGGAAAAUACAAACGGACAGAAAAUCGCAUCGACGUCACGAUCAUGACCAAGAUGUUCUGUUUUUCAGUUCAACUUCAAGUUCCUCGGAUUCUAGUUCUGGGUUGUUGUCAUCAUCUGACACAGAAUCCAUGUACGGAGUGAGAUCGCGUGUUUCGUGUUUCGCCCCACCAAGGCCCAAGCCGGUGAAAACGAGCGUGACGUCAGAGAAGACACACAUUGCAAGUAACGAGGAAAGUUUAAUCAAAUCGAAAUCUCGUGCUUUGAAGAUUUACAACAACCUGAAGAAGGUGAAGCAACCAAUCUCUCCAGGUGGAAAACUCACCAAUUUUCUCAACUCUCUGUUCACAACAGGGAACUCAAAGAAAUCCAAGGGCACCCCAACAUCCACACCCUCUUUCGAAGACGUGAACGCAGAGCGAAAAGCCAAGUCAGGACAAGCCUCCACGUGCUCUUCCGCGUCGUCGUUCUCACGCUCUUGUUUGAGCAAGACUUCACCUUCUUCCAGAGACAAGAGUGUUAAAAGAACGGUGCGUUUUUACCCGGUGAGCGUGAUCGUGGGCGAAGAUAGUCGACCGUGUGGCCACAAGUGUUUGUAUGAACGAGAGGACACGAGUUUAAUGGCUGUGUCCGUACCAACCGCGUGGAAAAUUGGAAAGUCGUGUAUUAAGAAGAACGAUGAAGAGGUUCUGGAUAAGAGCAAGCGAGUGGAGGAAACUGCUAGAGAGUUCUUGAAAGAGUACCAUCGGAACCAGAGGAAGAGCGAUUUAAUUUUGAGGGAUUUUCCUAACGAGGACGAAGACGACGAUGAUGCUGCAAGCUAUUCAAGUUCGGAUCUUUUCGAGCUUGAUCACCUUGCGGUGAUGGGAAAUAAUAGGUAUUGUGAGGAACUUCCAGUGUAUGAAACUACUCACGUUAGUACUAAUCGCGCCAUUGCUAAUGGCUUCAUAAUGUAGUUCUGUUCAUUACAAGUGUAUCAUAAUAAACUUACAGAAUAUGAUCAUUUUGUUUUUCAUAACUGUUGUCAAUUUAAAUUACCAGAUAACAAUGUAAAUUUUAAUGAUAGAAUAACGUAAUCACACGGUAUUUAAAUUAUGUCCCAUUUUUUAGAGUUUUUUAAUCAUUUUAUAAAUCAUGAUUUGUAAGAAAAUGGUUUGGUCCAGAUACCCUGAUUUGUUUGAGAUGAUUGUGGGUUAGUGCGAAUUAGAACAUGUACAAAAUUAGUCGCUUUCUACAGAGUUUUGUAUGCCUAGCGAACCUUAAUAUUGUUUGAAGUAUUAAAUACAAAUACCAAAAGUAAACAUUGUACGCUUAGGAGGGUCACUUUUUCUGGUGAUGGUGGUGCUUGAUUUUGUGGCGGUGUGAACUGAAUCUGGCUGCCCUCUGGCUGAAGCAGACAAACGCAUAACGUGUUAGAUACAGUAACUUUGAUUUCUUUGUACGGGUACGUAUCUAGGAAUGUGUGCGUGUACAGAAUGUUUUUGGAGUGACGGAGAAUAUGAUAAAAAGCACAGUAGCUAGCUGAUUUAUAAAAGUGAGUAGGGUACUCCGUUUUGUAAAAGGAGAGAGGUGGGGAUUUGUUGAUUCUUGAUCACGAUCAAACAUUCACACAGAUACUGACAGAGUAGUG
Abrus precatorius (Indian licorice) is the source of this 2236-nucleotide messenger RNA. RefSeq names its product protein BIG GRAIN 1-like B. Bases 348 to 1562 code for a protein of 404 amino acids. The transcript has a single exon. NCBI's taxonomy places the organism in Eukaryota, Viridiplantae, Streptophyta, Magnoliopsida, Fabales, Fabaceae. The record is from RefSeq and is a predicted model, not a curated record. Gene Ontology annotation, biological process: auxin-activated signaling pathway.